AUGAAGUUUGGGAAAUAUUUGGAAUCUAGACAAUUAGAACUACCCGAAUAUAAUGGCUAUUUCAUAGACUAUAAAGCUUUGAAGAAAUUGAUUAAACAGCUAGCUAUAACAACAAUAAUUCCUUCACCAAAUGAUAGUAACAACAUCAGCUCUACCAAUUUAAAUGUAGAUUUGGAUUCUAUAGAUGAAAGUGUCCUAUACCAAACUUUACAAGAAAAUAAAUCAACUUUCUUCUUUAAGAUGGACAGAGAAUUGGAAAAAAUUAAUAAUUUUUAUAAAGAAAAGGAACUGAAUCUAACAAUAAAAUUUAAUAUAUUACAAUCCAAAUUCAAUAAAUUGAAAUUGAAACUAAAUGAAUUAUCAUCAUCUUCGUCUUUUUCAUCCUCAUCCUCCUUGUCAUCUGCUUCACAAAUUAAUUUGAUAGCUUUCAAAAACUUAUUCGACACUUUUAUUGCAUUCCAAAGGGAUUUAAACCAUUUCGAACAAUUCAUUGAAUUAAAUAGAACAGGGUUUUCAAAAGCUUUGAAAAAGUGGGAUAAAAGAUCUCAUUCUCAUGAAAAGGAAUUCUACUUGGAAACUGUAGUAUCCAUUCAACCAAUAUUUACAAGAAAUAAAGUUACCGAAUUAAAUGAUGAAACUUUAUCCAUCUUAACAGAAUUGAAUGAUUAUAGCAUAAAUCAUACAAAAGAUCAUGAUAUUGCACAGAUAAUGAACAAUGAAACAAAUCGUAAGAGUAAUACUUCUACAACUCCAUUAGUACCUCCCACUAAUAUAGAUAUUAAUAUGCAUACAAUACUACCACCAAUCUUUAAGAAUAACAAUAAUUCAAAUAAUAGCACUAAUAACACAGAAUCAUUGGAAUCUAAAUUAGAUGAUUGGUAUACUGAAUUAAUCAACAUUUCAAAACUAAAGGAUCAUAAUAAAAAAUCAAAUCAAAUCUUAUCAUUUAUUCCAAAUAAAAUUGAACCAUCUUUUUCCAAUACACGACUUUUAACUCUUUGGUUAACAAAAUUGUUUAAAUUAUUAAUAGGUAGUCCCAUGGAUGAUGAAACUUUAUCAAUAUUUUAUGAUAAGGGUAAAUCAUUCAUGAAUUUAACAUAUAAUAAUAAUAUUACUUCUAAUAACGACUCAGAUGAUGAUGCCGAAAUAUUAACAAAGAAAAAUAUAUUCCAUGAAGCAACUAGUUGCCUCUAUGACAGUCGUCUAUUCAUUUUACAAAAUGCAUUAUCAUCAUUGUCACCUUCAAAGACAACAACAACAACAACAACAACAACAACUGCUAAUGAAAGAAUAAACAGAUUAAAGGUAUUGUUAAAUGCAAAAGAUAUUUAUGAAAAGACUCCACUGCAUUAUGCAGCAGAGCUGGGUAAGGUAUCAUUCGUCAAAUUAUUAUUAAAAUCCUCAUUGUUAGAUAAUAUAGAUCCAUUAGAUACAAAUUUAAGAACUCCAUUAACAUUAGCAAUCAAUAAUAACCAUAUUGAUGUUAUGGAAUUAUUAUUAACCUUGGGAAAUUCAAAUCCAAACCCAAAAUUAUAUAGUAAAAUAACUAACGGUACCAAUAAUAGUAAGAAAAAUCUAUUGGUUAAUCAAUUCUUUUCACCAAUUAGCAUAGCAUGUCAUUCAAAUAAUUAUGAAGCAAUUAAAUUAUUAUUAAAUUAUAUUCCACAUCAAAUUAACUUGUCGACAAAUUUUGAUGCAAAGGGACUUGGUACAUUACAUAUAGUUUGCAAAAAUGGUGCAGAUGCAAAAUUAAUCAAAUUAUUAUUAGCACAUGGAGCAGAUCCUAAUAGAAUGGAUGAUUAUAAUAAAUGGACUCCAAUAUUUUACGCUAUACAGGAAUCUCAUCCGGUUACCGUGAAGGAAUUAUUAAAUAAUGGUGCCAGAUUAAAUAUUCAAGAUGAUGAAGGUAUAAGUCCCUUACAUCUGGUAUUAUGGGAAAGUAACGUCGAGAUAUUAAAUAUCUUAUUGCCUUAUCUGCUGACGGAAUACAUACAUCAACGACAUCACAACAAUAAUGUUAUUGCUCAUAAUACUCUCGAUGAUUUAGAUCCCAUGAUUGAUUUAGAUGACGAUUUCGACAUGAAUAUUCAUAAAGAAAAAGAUCUUACACUCGACGCUAAUCAAGAAGAUCAAGAUUUCAUUUUACCGCCACCUGUUAUUCCAUUGAGAAAAUACGGUCAUAACUAUUUGGACAAAAAGACUUUAAUCAAAAUCUCUUUCCAAAGUGAUUACGAUUCAAUUCAAUUAUAUAAACACAAGGAAUUAAUAUUGUCUAAACCGGGGAGAAUUACAAUGACUUCAAAUCUUUCUGACCUUUUACCAAGAAACAUUAUUUUACCUGUGGGCACCAAACAUGAAGAUGAAAACGAAAAUGAAAAUGGGAAUAAUAAUGAAGAGAAAAAUGAAGCCAUCUUCCAAAUUGAUUCUCUUUCUGAAUUUUCCAUUGAUUUUGAAGUUUUCCCUGCGUUUGGCUCAAGAAUCAUUGCCAAAACUACAGCUAUUACGUCCACUUUCAAUCCUAUGCUUUUGGCUGAUAGUACGUCAUCAGUAUCAUUACCACUUUUUGAUAAAAAACUAAAUAAUAUUGGGAAAUUAACAUUCAAUUAUCAAAUUAUCUCACCUUACAUUGAAAAACCAUUACAAAUUUCUAAAUAUGAACCAUAUUGGAAAUCAACGACAAAUAUUAAACAAGGACAAAUCAUAACCUCAUCUUCCUUACUUGGAGAUUUUUUCAAUUUGAAAAUAUUUUGUUUAAAUGACGGAACUAUUGUCUGUUCUCCCAAUUUUUUCAUACAAAUACAAAACAGCGUUAGUUUCUUCCUUAAUGACCUAACAAAAUUUCAAUUGGAAAACUUAUUAAAUUAUGAUAUAACUGACGUACCUCAAUCCAAAAUCCCUAGUGUAACUCAAUUAAAAGAGUUAUUAGAAACAAAAAAAGUUAUUCAAUUUGAUACAUUAUUAUCAAUAAUCCCACAAUGGAUUCAAUUAAUCAUUGAAGUUUGUUUCCCAACGAAGGAGGAGAUGAAUCUAAUCCCAGUGAAAAUUUCACCGCAAAUCAACAUUAAUAAAUUCAUUGAUAAUAUCUUAACAAUUCUAUUUAAUCAUGAAAGAGAGUUACGUAACAUGGGAGAUAAUUUAAGAUCAUUAGUCUUCAAAUCUUCAAAUUGGCAAGUUUGUUCAGUUUUCAACUGGAAACAACCAAAUUUCCCCGUAUUACUAGAAUUGAAAUCAUUGAGGUAUAAUGAUUCUUUAAAACGUUUCGAAAAUGAUUCACCAAAUUGUUUGAAAUCAAUGAUCGUUACUAGUCAAGAGGCCCGAGAGAAGAAGGAACAAGUACAAAAUAAUGAUGUAUAUUUACAAUGGGAUGAUAUUAAGAUUCGUAAUAUGGUAAAAUUCUCUAAAAAUAAUAAUCUUUUAGGUGUCAUUAUCCCAUUUGACGUUUUAAAUCUUUGUCCAUCAAUAAUAACGGCAAUUAAAAAGAAUGGAUUGAUGCUGAUAGCAUCAUUGAAUAGCAGGGAUAAAUUCAUUCCAAUUAAGAAUGACGAGAUUAAUGGGAUUCAAGAAAAUGAAUCAACAGUCCAUUUCAAUUCAACUACGAAUUUAUAA
Molecule: messenger RNA, 3606 nt
Organism: Naumovozyma dairenensis CBS 421
Lineage: Eukaryota; Fungi; Ascomycota; Saccharomycetes; Saccharomycetales; Saccharomycetaceae
Gene: PHO81
Product: Pho81p
Exons: 1
Coding region: 1-3606 (1201 amino acids)
Biological process (GO): lipid metabolic process
Molecular function (GO): phosphoric diester hydrolase activity; protein binding
Source: RefSeq, a predicted model, not a curated record